GGCCUUGCAUAACACACGCUGGUGCGCUACACACGCAGGGCUUCAUGUGAGCCAGAAGCAAAGGGGGGACUUCCUUAUCGCCGGCCCAUUGGAACAGCGUAAGCAGAGGGGCAGUGGGGGAGAGCAGAUCCCAGAACCAGGAAAAGAGGGUGGAUUUCCAUUUCUAAAUUUGGUCUAAAGAAAAUUAUCCGCACCGAGAGGAAAGAAGGCAAAGCUUUUUCUCAGGGACACGGAAGGCGCAGAGACCCAAGGAGGCUUUUAACAUGCAAUGCAAGCAGGGAGUCCUGAGAGAAUGGUCUGAUGUCACAUGACUGAGAUGAUUUGGACCACCCCUCUUCUUGUCUCCUGUUGUCACCUUUGUUGGGAGCAGUGGCAUAUGUGUGUGUGUCCUUUGCUCCACAGAUUUUUGCUGCAGCUGAGGGCGCCUGUACUCAAAGGGAGAUGAUUCCUCAUGAAGUCUGCGGCUCACCCUCUGACAUCAGACGAGACUCCCCAGGCUUUAGACUGAGACCCGCACCAGUCAGACGCUGAGGACAGAGGACUGAGCAGCGAGCAAGUUCACCUUGAGAGUGAACAGGCAGGAGAACCACCUUACAGAGAUAACGGCAACCAGAGAGAGAGAGGGAGAGAGACAGAGGAAGAAAAAAAAAACAAGGGAGAGAACGAAAGAGGGGAGGAUUGUCUGCAAAGAAAAAAGCAACAUGAAGUCCAAUCAGGAGCGAAGUAAUGAGUGUCUGCCUCCGAAGAAGCGUGAGAUUCUGGCGCUGGAGGAGAAGGCUGUGGUGGUGGCGUCUGCCAGUGAGAGCCAGAGAGGGGAGAAUCUGGCGUGGCUUGCCAGUGUGGCCAGCGGGCAGAGCUCUGGGCAGCACAUCAGUAGCGACAACAACAAUCCCCCGCACAAGCCCCUCUCCUCAACAGCUGAAUACCCUUCCUCUUCCUCCUCCUCCUCUUCUUCUCUGCCCAGAGUGGCAAUGUCAGGGUCAGCACUGACACCUCUCCCUGCGGUCUACUCUUCGCCCCUCUCCCAGCCUGCCGGGACCAUCCAAUACACCCAGUUGCCACCCAAUGUGCAGUUCAUCAGCCCUGCCUAUGGUGGGCCCUACACUGGCUACAUCUCGUCUCAGCUCAUCUCCCCCACGGCCACCUCCGCCCCCACCCCCGCACAGCGCCCCCGCCUGGAAGCCUAUGGUGCCGCUGUAGUUUCGCCGGCCCCCAAAGGGGACCAGCGUCACCUGCUGGGCACCCCUCCGCCGCCCCCUUCUGCCCAUCCUGCCGGCCAGUACGUCCAGAUGGCUGGCUCUCCGCUGAGCGUGACGGCUGGGACAGUAUCUUCGCCCGGUACCCACCUGCCCCUGCACCCCACAGUCCUCCCCCACACCCUGACCCUUGCCCCCUCACAAGUGGUUGUCCAGUACACUGAUGGACUGGCAACCAAGAAAGAGGAGGGGCGGACGAGAGAGCUGCUGAAUGGGGAGGUGGACAAGGGGCGGCGCUAUGGGCUGCUGCUCGAAGCUAACCUGGUCAAGCAGAGCGGGGCAGCCAAGGUGGGGUCCGGCCAGCCGCAGCAGCACUACGAGGCUCGGCACGUGGUGAUCCCCGCUGACUACGCGCAGGAAACCUCAGGACUUCAAACCUCUCUUAUGCUGGUGCCCAACAGCCAUGCUAACAGCAGCGGCAUGGAGACAGACACUGGCCUCGACAAGCCCCCAUCCUCCACAGCCCAUGGCGAGAGGGCAGGGCUGGGCCUGGACAAGCCUGUCCCCAACAGGGCCUCGUCCUUCACCUUCCCCUCCUCCUCCUCGUCUUCUUCUGAGACGCUGAAGACACCAGUUACCACGCUAUCCCCCCACACUGUUAUACAGACCACUCCCAGUGCCACUGAGCAGAUCUCCAUGGGCGUCCCUGCCGCCAGCUUCUACCCUGCCUCCCAGCCACCCAUCAUCGGCUACAUCGCGAGUGGUGGGCAGCAGCAGCAGCAGACCGUCAGUUACCACGCCACCCUGCCCCAGCACCUGCUCAUUCCGAGCGGCCAGCCCCUGCUCAUUCCGGUCAGUGGUGGCGGGGGUGGGGGGGAGCAGGAACCCCCCCACCCCAUGGCCACCGCCCCCCAGCAGCUCGCGACGGCCGCCCCUCACGCCUAUGUCGCCACGCCACUCCCCAAGUGUGAGCUGGUGGGGGUGGGUGAGCAGCAGGCCUCGAGCCCCUUCCCCGCCGCGCCCAUUGCCCCCGGCAACCUGGUGCAGGCGCAGCUCCAGCUGCCCGCGCCCGCAGCCCCCACCCCCGCGCCCUCACUGCCCCCCUACUUCAUGAAGGGCUCCAUCAUCCAGCUGGCGGACGGGGAGCUGAAACGUGUGGAGGACCUGAGGACUGAGGACUUCAUCCAGAGCGCCGAGAUCAGCGGCGAGCUGAAGAUCGACUCCAGCACCGUGGAGCGCAUUGACGGCAGCCCCGCGCCCAACUCUGCCAUCAUCCAGUUCGCCGUUGGGGAGCACAGAGUGCAGGUGAGCGUGGAGGUGCUGGUGGAGUACCCCUUCUUUGUUUUUGGGCAGGGCUGGUCUUCCUGCUGCCCAGACAGGACCACCCAGCUGUUUGAGCUCUCGUGCGCCAAGCUGUCAGUGGGUGACGUCUGCAUUUCCCUCACCCUCAAGAACCUGAAGAAUGGCUCUCUGAGGAAGAGCCAAUCUCAGGCGCCCGGGAUAGGGGCCAGCCCCGCCCUCCUGCUCAAGCCCCCCAAGACAGAAGGGUCGCACAGGGACAGGGGGGGCCACCACAGGGAGCAGGAAAACGGCAUAGGGCAGUGGGUGGGAGGGGCAGGAGGCGGGGCAGGAGGUCCCGUCUCUGAAAACGGGGAACUGAAGUCUGGGGAAAAGACCCGAUUGGUCUUGCCCCCCAAGACGGAGUCCGGAGGCGCUGACCGACCUGCAGGCCGCAAGAGGAGGUGGUCAGCCCCGGAAGGACGACAAGCGGAGAAGUCAGAUGAGGGGCCCUCCCCGACCCUGCCCAAAACCACAUUUAUCUCUCAGGAGGUUAAGAUCUGCAUCGAAGGCAGGUCAAACAUAGGCAAGUGAAGGUUCACAAGACUUUUAACCAAUGGGGAAAGAAAGCAAACCUGAUUCAGUUACCUUCAUGAUGUUUCUAUUUCUUUUUUUGUUUUCCUUAUCCAGAUUACUGUACUGUAGGCUAAACUGACCCAAUACAUUUUAUCAUUUUUAUUUUAGGUCCGUGUAGUACGUACACGUAAAGUUUUGCUGUUGUUAUCAUUCGAUAUUGCACAGUCAAAUUGAAAAAGUUAUUUUUCCCACAACUCUCAGUCAAGUGGGUUUGGAGGACAGCUAUAUUUCAAGCAUAUAUACAUUCGCAUAGGGUUUGAGCAAUUCUUGAAUCUAUUGUUCAGCUGGUGUCCUGUUGAAAUCCUUGUCAUGCGAUUCCGGUCCCCUCAAAAGGAUGACAUGGGGACGGUAAGUGUAGCACGUCCUUCCGGGUCGCGGGAGAACGCGGGACGUAGGCAGCCACACGUUCCAGUAGAGAGCGUCACUGAGAGAUGACAGUAGAGAUUGUGUAAUGUUACCGGCGUGGUCACACAUUGGGCUCGGCCGGGUGACCCUUGCUCACACGAAGCGCGGGACAUUCCCCGGCCCCUUGCGGUGUGACCGCGCGGCUACUGCCCCACAGGCAGCAGGCGGGGGGCAGAGACAGCAGCCGUGCUCUGAGGCCACGGAGCCCUGAGCAUCAGCACUUUACCUAUCGCAUCGGGCAGGGUGGUGGAAUCACUCCCACUGACGCCCCCCCCCCCCCUUCUCCCAGGCCACGGGGCCGUUUCCGUGGCAGCGGGGCUGCGGGUGGGAGUGACAUGAUGCCACCCCCUCAUGCAUUCUAUCGCAUUGUUUUUUUCUUUUACAGUUUGUGCGUUAUUAUUUUCUUUGUUGAUUUUUUUAGUCUUAUAGAUAGCAAUUACCUAUUUAUGGGGCCCCGUUUCACAUUUACUGUGUAGAGAGACAGUCAUUGCCUCUGGUACUGCUUGUGUCUCAAAGAGGUGUCAUCGCCGACUGAGGGGUGUGCACUCUCACUCUGACCCAUUAGUUGCAGACUGCAGGCAGUGAUGGGAGAGUAAGGCUUCAUUAAUCCCAUAAUGGGUGGAGCCAUCAUUCGCUGUCAGUGUUUGACUUGUAGGAAUAAUUCAAGAGACUUUACUUUCCAUGGCAAGACGCUAUGAUAGUUCAGUUAAGUGAGUCACUGUAUCACUUCGCCCCAUUUUGGAAAAUUGGGAAGCCUCACUCUCCCAUCAUUCAUUGCAGGAGUGCACUACCAUUGCACCAGAUUCAUUAGAAUGGCAAGACUUACUUCAUUGUGGGUGGCACACAAAGGCAUAAAGUUAAGGAGCAACUGUGGGUAGCUCUGUGAGAAAUAAUCAGUGCUUACCCUAACAAUUGUUAUUGACACAUAUAUCCAGUUGGAGCUGGAGCAAAGUUUUAUUUGGAAAAGUCAAUAAAUGUUUGAAAUUGAACUACAGGGAAAUUGAUCAGUCAGGGCUCAUUUACCAAGGUCUGGCAUGUCCAACCAUACAUUUUCCCUGGAUUUUAUGCUCUGAAAGAACCAACCUUGGUAGCAUCUUUGAUGGUCUCAGAAUCCACUACACUCUGAUGUGUGUCUGUGUCACUGCAGGCAGCCCCAAAGAUGGAAUCGAAAGAUUAAUUAAAGGGAAGCAGUUCUGAUCUUAGAGUGGAGAAUCUGUGCACACCACUAUAUUUACAUUAUCUUUGAUAUGAAACUGAGGCUCUACCUGCAAGAGGAUACCGUCAUAUUUUACCAUUCAAAGCACAUUUCAUUAUAUAUAUCCACAUUAUGUGGCUGUGAACGUUCAACCCAAGGCACAGAUUUUCUACAUUUCCAGAUUUCUCCUAGACUGUUGUUGUUGAAAUUACAGAUGGCAAAACAUAUGAAUUGUUUUACACUGCCACUCACUGGCAGAGAGAUGUGUCUCUCUGUAGCACAAGGGUUUUGUUGUUUGUCCCCCACUCCAACGGCUGGACAUUUCGUAGACUCCUUCCCUCAGAGAGUUCGAAGAUUAAAGGAGGAACAAAGCAAUUCCUUUGGUUUAGAAACUUGCCUUUAGGGCCAGACCCGUAAGUCUGCUCCUACACACCUCAAUGGCAGACAUAUUUAAAAAGUUUGUGGAAUCUCUGUUUUCUGUGCAGACUGUUCUCUCUUCGUCUUUGCCAGCAGCCCAAGAGUGGGACGUGUAAUCAUAGUAUGCUGGUAGGGAGGGACAUGAAAAAGCAAGAAUGCUGAAGUGUCAAAUAUAUUCUGAUGGUGUAGGAUUUAUCUCCUGCGAUUGGUCCAGAAACUGAAUUUCUGGGGGGUGCAUGAGCCGUGGAAUUUGGACCAACUAUGUGAGAUACACAAGACGUUCAUUAUAUCCCAGUUGUAAAUGAGAGAGAGCCCUUGAGUGACACCGCCCUAUUAACAGUUUCCCAUACUUCCAGACAAUCAAUCCAGUCAGAUGAUGUCACCUAGCAGCAGUGGUCAUCCCUGGGGAUGAUUAGGGUUUUUUUUCCUUGAUUUUUUACAAAUAUGCUACAACACAGUGGGGUGUGCUUUUAUCUCUAGUAAUACCACUCUUUUCAUGUUGGUAGUGAGUGUUGCUUCUUAUUUUGCCUGCCUUUUUGAACAUGUUGUUGUAAUCUUUUCAGUGUCUUUGGGAUACCUGACAGGAAGGCAUACUGUUAUGAUUAUCCUCACUUGGAUGUGCAGUAGGUAGUGAUUGGGUGGGUACUGAACUGAGUGCACACACUGGGUUUGUGAUCAUGACCACAGGGAGGAAUGAGAAUUAAGCACAGUUGUCAUUCCUAAAUACCUAGCACCACCUUAACCUCUUAUCACA
This is a messenger RNA of Megalops cyprinoides (Indo-Pacific tarpon), 5881 nucleotides long. RefSeq names its product ataxin-1-like. The transcript is spliced from 3 exons. Lineage: Eukaryota; Metazoa; Chordata; Actinopteri; Elopiformes; Megalopidae. The coding region runs from base 702 to 3068 and encodes 788 amino acids. Gene Ontology annotation, biological process: negative regulation of transcription by RNA polymerase II; nervous system development. The record is from RefSeq and is a predicted model, not a curated record. Gene Ontology annotation, molecular function: protein binding; RNA binding. Gene Ontology annotation, cellular component: nucleus.